This is a messenger RNA of Eurytemora carolleeae, 1541 nucleotides long. RefSeq names its product tenascin-R. NCBI's taxonomy places the organism in Eukaryota, Metazoa, Arthropoda, Copepoda, Calanoida, Temoridae. The transcript has 14 exons. The record is from RefSeq and is a predicted model, not a curated record. Bases 16 to 1446 code for a protein of 476 amino acids.
GUUACAUCAGUAUAAAUGUAUAAUAAAAGAACAAUAAAUCUUGAUGAAAACAAACAACAUGAAGAAGAACUUCUUCAAGCUCAUUUAGUUUUCAAACCUCCGCCCUACAUUGGGGAGGAGAGUGAUCGAACAAGAGACAGAAAGAGGAUGAGAAUCCUGCUUUAUGGUUUUCUCAUUCAUCUACCAGCUUCAAUUCUUCCGAUUCAGAUAGUUCCAUGGUGGUCCCGCAGUAUAGAUUACAACAAGAACCCUUUACCUCGGGCAUCCUUUGCUGGCUUUGGGUUGGGCUCACGUGAAACCGUCAAAUGUUCAGUUUCUGGUUGGGAAGGUCCGAACUGUGAAUUUCCUAUUUGUGAGAAUGGGUGUGGGGUUCAUGGUAAAUGUGUCUUCCCUGAUAUUUGCAGAUGUGAAAUAGGUUAUAUUGGAAAACGAUGCCAUGAAUGUAUAAAACAUCCAGAAUGUCAUAAUGGAAACUGUAUUGAAUAUCUGGACUGUAACUGCUAUCCUGGUUGGACAGGACGAUAUUGCGCCACCCCUGCUUGUAGGGAUGGAUGCAGUAAACAAUUUGGCAGCUGUAAGGUACCUGGAGAAUGUGUUUGCCUGCCUGGAAGUGGAUAUCAAGGAGAAAACUGUACUCAAUGUACAAGAAUGCAAGGAUGUGAUCAUGGUUACUGCAAUCUUCCAAAUGAAUGCAUCUGUGAAGAAGGAUGGACUGGAACGUAUUGUGACACCCCAGUUUGUAAAGAUGGAUGUAGUUCUCAUGGAUACUGUAGAAAUCCCGGUGAAUGUAUUUGUAAAGUAGGAUACAGGGGUGAACUAUGUGAUGUGUGUGUACCAUAUCCUAAUUGUGAAAAUGGAUUCUGUAUUAAACCCUGGCAAUGUUUAUGUGAUGAGAACUGGAGCGGAGUGUAUUGUAAUGAAACUAGUGACCUAGGUUUAGAUAAACCUAUGAGUAGGAAUUCUUUAACUUUCCCUUUAAAACCUAAUUUGCCACAACCACGGUUAAUAAAGAAAACAAAUCUAGACUUGGAUGCGUUAGUUGCCUCUAUUUUGGCGCAAUCUUCAAAAGCUGAAAUUGCAAAACCUUCCUCGGCAGCAAAACCGGUAAUAGCAGAGCCAUCAACUACAUCUCCAACAACUAAAUCUCCAACAACAACAACAGCGUUACCAACAACAGAAAAGGCACCAAGUACAUCAACAAUGUUGGUAACUUCAGAUUCAGAAGAAGAUGAAUACAGUGAAGAAUCUGAAGAAUCUGAAGAUUCUGCUGAUACGCCUAAUGCUCUGGACGAUCUACCUGCUGAUCUUCAGGGUGAUGGUCAAGGAGGUUUAGGAGGGUUUAGGAGACGACCAAGAAGGAGAAGGAAGAGGGUGAAGGGUAAAUCUAAAGCAAAAUCUAAAGGCAAAAAAGGAAAAUUUAGGAACCCCGCCCAGGCGAAGAUUUGAGAGCUCUGGGCUGAGCCAGAUAAAUGGAUGAAACAAGACAGUUAUUUUAUAAUUAGUUUUCACAUUUUCAGUAAUAAAUUUAUUUUUAAAAUAUA